Kalmanozyma brasiliensis GHG001 is the source of this 618-nucleotide messenger RNA. RefSeq lists its product as uncharacterized. Bases 1 to 618 code for a protein of 205 amino acids. The transcript has a single exon. The record is from RefSeq and is a predicted model, not a curated record. NCBI's taxonomy places the organism in Eukaryota, Fungi, Basidiomycota, Ustilaginomycetes, Ustilaginales.
AUGCUCCCAGGUUACACUAGAAAACUGCCGGGAGCGGCGCAGCAGCUGGUCGAGAAGGCGCUGCUGGACAAGGAUCUAGUCGAUGCGCCUGCUCACGACGAGAGGUGGGUCAAGCUGUACGACGAUUUGCAGCGGCUUGUCAAGGAGGCACCCACAUCGAGCACCUCCUCGAACAACGACCAAGCAAACGAGGAUGAGGAUGACGACUCAUCAUCGUACCAAUGGGCGUCUUCCCCGGACGAAGAACCCUCCACCAUCGCUUCUCCUUCCAGAUUCGUAUCGAACCCCCAUUCACAAGCGCACCACACCUCCCACCUCCCCCACGACGCCCUUUCCACCGCCGUUCACCGCAGGAUCUCGCACCGGCUCACCAACAAGACUCGUGCGCUGCCCAAAUCCGUCCUCCCCGCAAGCUGGGACCCGGCCUCGUUGACGGCGCUGAGCAUGCUGGUCGAGGAGCUGGCACGGUCGCAGGCGCACUUUAAUGCGCAGCGGACCAUGUUUGCCAAGUCGCCGAGGAAUCAGGCUUUGGCGGCCAAGCGGGCGGCUCUGAAGGGCAAGGGGAAAGAUACAGGCGAGGAGGCUCCGUCAGCACCAGCAGAAUCAGCAUCGGACUAA